UAAAUACACAUAACCACAACACGAUCUACAUACUAUACUACAUCCAGUAAAUCAUCAAUGCGUAAUCAUUAAUUUCUCGAUGACGAUAAACACUCUGAGAGUCUGACUCUCCGGAUGGUUCCGCCUGCUCGUAACAUACUCGUCCGUGAUCCAUUUUCGAUUCGCCACGUCUCGAUUCGACUGUGAUAAUAGCUGCGUGUGCUUUUGUGUAUGUGCGUUUAUAUAUGUUGUGUGCAAUCAAUCAACCUGUUGAGCCGUGGCCCGUGAGCGUGAUAUGAGCAUCCCAUGCACAUUGCAUCCAACUGGAGCUAACGUCAAAUAAAAAAAAAUUCUUGGUUUUGUAAAAAAAUAAUUUUGAGACCACCAUGGAUAAACUAAAGAGCUUUUUUAAUGGUGAAGAAGAUACAGUGGAAGAGCAAAAUGGUAUCAUGUCACAGGUUUCAGAUACCAUGAAAUUAAGUAAAACCACCAGAAUUAAGGGUUUCAUCAUUUGUUUUGUUGUUGGUAUUCUUCUCUCAGUACUUGGUUCAUUUGCUCUAUUUUUAAAGGGCCUAACUACCUAUGGUGUACUUUAUACACUUGGUAAUAUAAUAUCUUUAGCAAGUACAUGUUUCUUGAUGGGCCCAGUUAAUCAAUUGAAAAAAAUGUUUGCCUCUACGAGAAUCAUUGCAACAAUAAUUGUAUUUGUAUCAUUUGGAUUAACUUUGUAUGCUGCAUUAGGGCUUCACAAUCCAAUACUGGCUCUGGUAUUUAUCCUCAUCCAAUCUUUUGCAAUGUUAUGGUAUUCUUUAUCUUACAUACCAUAUGCCAGAGAUGCUGUAAAGAAAACUGUAGAAGCAAUUAUUGCUUAAUAAAAUCAAAAGUAUGUGGGCUUCCAUUCAAAAUAAUACAUGUAAAUAUUAAUAUAUUACUAUGCAAUCAUGUAAUAGAAAAUUAUCUGAAUCAUUUUUGCAAAUGGAAAAAUUGUUAUAACUGGAAGUUUAUAAAAAAUUAAUAGAAACUAUUCCACAGUUUCUGAUAUUCUUUUGAAAUGUUUGAUGUAAAUAUUUGUAGUAAAAGUAUUCUAUUUUAAAGACCAAAAAAAAAAUGUUAAUGAAUCUGAAUUAUUUUUCCAGAAAAUGUUGAAAAAUGUUCUGCUUUUAAAUUUUGUAAAACAAAAAGAUGAACAUAUUUUUUUAGUAUAAGAAUUUACAUCAUACAGUUAUUUGAGCUCUUAAAAUACUCUAUAAACAUCUAAUCUAUUUUUAGAUAACUUAUAUAUUUUUUAAGUAUACUUCAUACUAGUAUGAAGAAUAUUUGUAAUUGAUAUUAAUUCCACCAAAAAGAAAUGAGUGAAUAUCUUCUUCCACUCAUGUUUUAAAAUUGUGUUAAGAGGCAGAAAAAGUUUAUUUUAUAAAAAUUUUAUGACGAUGUAAGGGCAUCCUUUUCUGGAUUUUAUUGUACUUACAAGAGUAAGUUAACUUUGAUUUUAUUGACAAGAUUGAUUUUUUUCAUUA
Molecule: messenger RNA, 1496 nt
Organism: Trichogramma pretiosum
Lineage: Eukaryota; Metazoa; Arthropoda; Insecta; Hymenoptera; Trichogrammatidae
Product: vesicle transport protein SFT2B
Exons: 5
Coding region: 366-851 (161 amino acids)
Biological process (GO): vesicle-mediated transport
Cellular component (GO): membrane
Source: RefSeq, a predicted model, not a curated record